This is a messenger RNA of Paramormyrops kingsleyae, 3071 nucleotides long. RefSeq names its product BTB/POZ domain-containing protein 17. Gene Ontology annotation, molecular function: protein binding. The record is from RefSeq and is a predicted model, not a curated record. NCBI's taxonomy places the organism in Eukaryota, Metazoa, Chordata, Actinopteri, Osteoglossiformes, Mormyridae.
UGCAUGCUGGAGCUGGAGUGCCACAUGGGGCAGCGUGGCCACCGAGCAGUGACGAGCCUCGCUGUGGGAUACACAGGGACACUAAGGGAGAGGAGGCGCACAAAACAGAAGAGGAUUACACCACGAAGGGAGAGCAAACAAGGAGCAACGAGACCAGAAAUGGCCUUUGCGUUCCAAGGGGGAUUCCCUGCUGGGAUUUGCGGGGUCAUAUUACUCACCUUCAGCAUGCAGGCUGCAAUGGUGAGCGGAGCUGUCCUGCGGCAGGAGGCAGUUCUGGACAACAGUGCCGCCCUGAUCAACCACUCGAUGGCACUGGUGCAGCGUAUGGAGGCACUGCUCAUCCAGGGCAAUGGCAGCGAUGUGUCCCUGCGUGUGCAGACGACCAACUCGGAUGAGGUGAAGGUGAUCCAGGCGCACUCGCUGGUGCUGUCGCUGCAGAGCGAAGUGUUUGAGGAGCUGCUGCUGACCCUCAAUGGCAGUGUACUCACCCUGAGAGAAGCUGCAGAUUGCGCUGCUGUCUUUGACAAGUUCAUCCGGUACCUGUACUGCGGAGAGCUGCUCUUACGCCUGGAGCAGGCCGUCCCCCUGCACAAGCUGGCCACCAAGUAUCACGUGCAGGCGCUGCGACGUGGCCUGAGCCUCUAUAUGAGCCAGCACCUGGCCAGUGAUUCACCGGCAAGUCAUGUGGUGGGCUGGUACCAGUAUGCAGCCCAGACAGGAGACACUGCACUGCGUGACAGCUGCCUGCAGUACCUGUCGUGGAACCUGUCAACUGCGCUGCAGAGCGGCGAGUGGGGCAUUUUAGGCUCCGAGCUGUUGCUCUCACUGCUGCAGCGCUCCGACCUGGUGCUACACAGUGAGCUAGAGCUCUAUGAGGCGCUGGAGGCCUGGGUGGGCAGGAACCAGCCAACGGAGCUGACGGCAGAGGCGGCACUGCGCUCUAUUCGCUACGGCAUGAUCCCCCCACAGCAGCUUUUUCGGCUGCAGAAGCAGUCACCACUGAUGCUGAAGCACCAGGAGUCAGUGCGUGACCUCCUUUACCUCGCCUUCCAGUUCCACUCGGCAUCCCCCACGCAGCUCGCCAAGUACUUCGAUGUGAACUGCAGCAUCUUCACACCUCGCAACUACCUGUCUGCAGCAUGGGGCGCCCAGUGGGUGAUCAACAACCCCACCCGGGAUGACCGCAGCACCAGCUUCCAGACACAGCUGGGUCCCAGCGGACAUGACGCCGGAAAGCGGGUGACGUGGAAUGCUCUCUUCUCACCACGCUGGCUCCCGCUCAGCACACGCUCGGCCUACGCGGACGGGAGCGCCGUCGUGCAGGCCUCUCGCGCCGAUGGGGGCCGCCCACGCAUCGUCAUCACACCUGCCACCUCCAGUGCUGACUUUGCCGGGGUCAGCUUUCAGAAAACAGUCAUUGUGGCCGCCCGGCAGCAGGGCAAAGUGGUGGUCCGGCACAUCUACAACUUCCACCAGAGCACUGAGGAGACGGGCGACUUCCUGGCUGAAGCCGAUCUCCAGCGAAGGGCUUCCGAGUAUCUCAUCGACAGCUCCCUCUACCUGCACAUAGUGGUCAAGCCCCUCUACCACAGCCUCAUUGUGGCCAGGAAGUAACCACACACACACACACACACACACACACACACACCAUCCCCAUCCCCAGCCAACCCUUUCUGCUCUUAGCAGCUUGACCUUUGUUUUUCACAUCUGUAACCAGUGCAGAGAGCAAAUCAGCGUCAGGUUUUCCUCAUCUGGCUGCUUUUCUCACAGCUUCUACUGACUCCAUCCCACUGGCCAGCUCAGUAACACUGAAUCAGAGCUCUGAUAAUGGCACCCAAGAUCCAUCCUAUGGCACGUGUAAAUGUCUCCUGUGCUCCUCAAACCGUAGCUUGAGAUCUCCAGUAUGGUAAUGCAUUUUCAUAACUUCAAAUCUGUUUUCUGAGGACUGAAUUUGUCUGUGUGAUAGUUAUUAGGGGUGUAACAAUUCUCCAAACCCACGAUUCAGUUCAGACCUUGAUUCUUGAACCACAUUUUUUUUUUUUUUGGGGGGUAAAUAAGAAAAAAUAGCGGGGAUGUUUUCUGCGUUUUUUAAUCAUGAACAAUUUGGAACAUUAAAGAGGGUUAUUACCCGAGCUAAUUAAACUAGCCUAGCUUUUACUCCAGGUGUGAUUAGUCAAUCAUGUUUGGACGAAAAUAGUCAUGAGACACACGCAGUUGGGAGACAAUAAAAUAGGUGUGAUGUGUAAUAUUUACCAAAUGUCCAGCUUGCCCUAACUUUAAAUAGAAUAAUAUUUUAGUCAUUUACAUGUGUUACAGUGUUAACUGUGAGAUGAAAAAUGACUGGUGUAACAUUAAUAACGUAAUGAGAGCUCAACAUGCUGCAGCUACAGUGCUGGCAGCGGGUUGGAGGUGGGUGUCAUGGUUAUGUCAUCCAGAACCGCAUCACGAGAUCGUGAAUGCUUGUACCAUGGUUUGUCUCAGUUUCAGAAGCGUUACACCAUUCAUACUUAUUCAAAAUAUGCAACAUCAUCAGGACCUGAUUCAUGUUUAAAUCUUUGCACCGAUCUGGGAUUUUCUUAUUUCUAAGGUGCUACCUGGUUUCCAUGAAGAAUACACAACACAAUACACAUACACAGUGAAAGACAGACACAUAUGCAGACAAACAUAUGUUUACAAGACUAGCUGUCCAUUAUAUCCAGUUGCAUAGGCUCUCCUAGUGUCCCAGUACAAACUACACGUUUUCUGGAAAUGAUAUAUAGUAUAGUGAUGAUGCGACCCCAGUUCCCUUUGCGGAUGCUCCUUUAAAUCAGCUAAUCUCUGGUAGAUGGAGAAAUGAUUCUCAUACAGCUUUUUUUCUUAUAAAUAAUUCUUAUUGUGAUUAUUUCCAGGAUACUAACCUAUUGACCCUUUAAAGUAUAUGACUGUAUCUCUGAAUUAAGUCAUAAAACAAAACAUGUUUAGUGUAGUUGCUUCUGUUAUUUAAUUAUGGAUAUUAUUACACCCUUCCCCCACUCCCUGAGCCACACCUCCCUCUGGCAGUCAAUUCUCUUCAAUAAAGACAUUUUUCUCAA